This is a messenger RNA of Malurus melanocephalus (red-backed fairy wren), 796 nucleotides long. RefSeq names its product calmodulin like 4 (gene CALML4). Gene Ontology annotation, molecular function: calcium ion binding. The transcript is spliced from 5 exons. Gene Ontology annotation, cellular component: myosin II complex. The coding region runs from base 127 to 588 and encodes 153 amino acids. The record is from RefSeq and is a predicted model, not a curated record. Lineage: Eukaryota; Metazoa; Chordata; Aves; Passeriformes; Maluridae.
UUUAUUACAGCCGCGCCACCUCCGCCCGGCGCUGCCGGACUUUAGCCCUUAAUCAACGGCAAAAGUGGCAGCAGCCGCCUCCCCUCCAGCCGGGAAACCCAAACCCAGCGGAUUUCCCCCAAAAUCAUGGCAAAGUUUCUGUCCCAGGAUCAGAUCAAUGAGUUCAAGGAAUGCUUCUCCCUGUAUGACAAGAAACAAAAAGGCAAGAUCAGAGCCUCGGACCUGCUGGCUGUGAUGAGGUGCCUGGGAGCCAGCCCCACACCAGGAGAGGUGCAGAGACACCUGCAGCUGCACAAGAUCGACAGGAACGCUGAGCUGGACUUCUCCACCUUCCUGAACAUCAUGUACCGGCAGAUGAAGCAGGAGGAGCCCGAGAAGGAGAUCCUGCGAGCCCUGGCCAUGAUUGACCGGCAGAAAAGGGGCGUCAUCGCCGUCCCCGAGCUCCGGGCCAAGCUCACCCGGCUGGGCGAGAAGCUCUCUGAGGAGGAAGUCGAUGAUCUCCUGAAAGAAGCCAAGGUUGGUCCAAACGGAACCAUCAAAUACGAGGAAUUCGUGCGUCUCAUCUGCCUCCCCACGGUCGACUACUGAAACCCAGAGUGGGAUUUGUGAAGAGCGGAACCUGGAAGGUUUUCCUUCUCCUUUUCCCAGUUUUUAGCUGGACUCAAGAGCCAUCUUUUGCCUUUCCAAAGCCUGGUUUUGCCUUCAUUUAGCGCUGAUGGGGAAGCUUCCUUGGGCUUCCCCCCGAUUCCUGGGGAAACAAAAAGUGAGUUUGUUUGAAAUAAACCAAAUGUAGCAA